AGAAACUAGUGUUGGAAACAGCCGAUAAUUUCCAAAAGGCUACUCAGUCACUAUCACUAGUAAGUAUUCCCUCAUCCACAGGCGAUUUCUACUCCCACUAUCAAAAGUGGAUUCAUAAAUCAUACUCCAUUUUCUUCCUCUUCUACUUUUCAAAGUUGUUAAGUCUUGUUUGGUAGCAAUAAGCAUCAGUAAGCAGUAGUAUUCACUAUUCAUUAAAGUAUUCUGUAAUGGCAAGCAUCAAGGUUGAAGAAAACAAACCCAUUCCCACGCUUUUUUCCCCUUAUAAACUCGCCAAAUUUUCCCUCUCUCACAGGGUGGUUUUGGCGCCGAUGACAAGAUGCAGGGCGAUAAAUAACAUACCAAACGAGGCCUUAACAAAAUAUUACGUUCAGAGAUCUACUCCCGGCGGUUUUCUUAUUACUGAGGGCACUCUUAUUUCUCCUACUGCUCCUGGAUUCCCCCAUUGCCCAGGCAUUUACACCAACGAGCAAGUCGAAGCAUGGAAGAAAGUGGUUAAUGCUGUUCAUGCCAAGGGAGCAGUCAUCUUCUGUCAGUUGUGGCAUGUUGGUCGAGCUUCACAUACAGUGUACCAACCUCGAGGUGAGGCACCAAUCUCAUCAGUAAAUAAGCCGAUAUCAGAUAGGUGGAGAAUUUUAAUGCCGGAUGGAACUACUGAACGAUACCCUGUUCCUCGAGCCUUGGCUUCCCAUGAAAUACCCGAUAUUGUUGAGCAUUAUCGGCAAGCUGCGGUUAAUGCUAUUCGAGCAGGUUUUGAUGGGGUAGAGAUUCAUGGGGCACAUGGCUACCUCAUCGACCAAUUUCUAAAAGAUGGGAUCAAUGAUCGUACAGACGAGUAUGGUGGGUCCCUCACUAAUUGUUGUAGAUUCCUAGUUCAGGUGGUUCGUGCAGUAGCUACAGCCAUCGGUGCAGAUAGAGUUGCUGUAAGGAUCUCACCAGCAAUAGACCACCUUGAUGCCUCAGACUCGAAUCCUCUCGCACUUGGCCUAACUGUGGUCAAGUCCCUCAACAAACUGCAGAUAGAUCUUAACUCACAGCUUACCUAUCUUCAUGUAACGCAACCUCGUUAUGUUGCGUAUGGCCAAACCGAGUUGACUAGACAAGGGAGUGAAGAAGAGGAAGCUCGACUUAUUCGAACCCUAAGGAAAGCCUAUCAAGGGUCUUUUAUGAGCAGCGGAGGGUACACCAGGGAACUUGGAAUGGAGGCUGUGGCUCAAGGGGAUGCUGAUUUAGUUUCGUAUGGACGACUCUUCAUAUCGAACCCGGAUUUGGUGGAGAGGUUCAAGGUUAAUGCACCCUUGACCAAGUACGUACGGAAAACAUUCUAUACCCAAGAUCCUGUUGUGGGUUAUACUGAUUACCCCUUUCUUGGUAACGAUAAUGUUGAUAGUAAAGUAUUGGCUCGCCUAUAAUGUGAAACUGUGUAUUGUAUGAUAAAUUUUGUUGCAUAUGGAAUUUUAUGCAGACAAAUAAAGCUUGCUUAGUUCUGAAACAUAUGGUUCACUUUUCACCUAA
Molecule: messenger RNA, 1533 nt
Organism: Amaranthus tricolor (Joseph's coat)
Lineage: Eukaryota; Viridiplantae; Streptophyta; Magnoliopsida; Caryophyllales; Amaranthaceae
Product: 12-oxophytodienoate reductase 3-like
Exons: 5
Coding region: 228-1430 (400 amino acids)
Biological process (GO): oxylipin biosynthetic process; jasmonic acid biosynthetic process
Cellular component (GO): peroxisome
Molecular function (GO): oxidoreductase activity; FMN binding
Source: RefSeq, a predicted model, not a curated record